AAUAUCAAUUCAUCAAUUAUGGGAAUGUUAAUUGUAUGUUAUUGGAUACAUAUUAGUAUCUAUUUUCAGACGACGACACAAGGAUCAAGCUACGCGACUGUGAGACAGAUUACAUUAAUGCUAGUUUCAUAGAUGGGUAUAAUAAACGACAUGCGUACAUUGCAGCUCUAGGUCCUAUGUCAAAGCAGCUCGGGGAUUUCAGUCCAUUUUGGCAGAUGAUCUGGCAAGAGAAAGUGGAGAAAAUUGUCAUGCUGACCAACCUUGUUGAAGAUGGGAAGAAUAAAUGCGAGCAAUAUUGGCCACAUCCUGAAACCAGUAAAAACUACGGAAUGUAUUUUGUUUCCUGUCUUAACGAGAAUGAAUAUGCCGACUAUAAGAGGAGGGAAUUCACAAUUUCAAAGGGUCGCGAGACCAGAGAACUUCAUCACCUUCACUUUACCUGCUGGCCUGACAAAGGUGUGCCGGAUGAUGUGACAGGAAUCACUGAGUUCAGACAGAGAGGGCAGAACAUACCUAGCCAAUUUGAUGGUCCUAUUCUCGUUCACUGCAGUGCUGGAGUUGGAAGAACUGGAACAUACAUUGCUCUAGAUAUUUUGACAAAGGAGGGAGAGAGUGAGGGAUCAUUACACAUCCCUGGCUGUGUGAUUAACAUAAGACACGAUAGGGCCAACAUGAUACAGACCACGAAUCAGUACGAGUUCUUACAUAAAGCACUCGUCUGUUCACUGAGUGAUAUCAGCAAACCAAUAAGAGGGAAAUACUUUCGCCAGUACAUGAGGCAGAUGGGGGAUGAAGACUUCAACGGGCAGUUUCAGGAGAUGCAAACCAUUUUAGAAAAGCCAUCGGAUAAGGAAAUGCAUGCCGUUGAGAAGAAUAAGAGAAUGAAAGGCAAGAACAGACCAUUUGCAGACAUACCAGGAGAUCGCAACAGACCUUGUCUGUUCCUUGAUAGCACACCAGGAGCUUCUGGAUAUAUAAAUGCUGUUUACAUCGAUAGCUUGAAAGAGAAGAAUCACUUCUUGGUUGUACAAACUCCUUUGAAAGAAACUGUGAUUGACUUUUUGACACUGCUGUUGCAGGAAAAUUGCACAUGUGUCGUAUGUUUUGAACAUGCAACACAAAAACAAAAAAAACAAAAUGUCGGAUUGUAUUAUCCUGCUGGAAACCACGUUUUAAAACAAGGCAUGUUUCAAGUCAGCUGGACCAAACAAGAAAACCACGGCUUUUGCACAAAAAGACUCCUAACGAUCAAACACAAUGAACCCAAUGGGCAAUGUUCUGAAAGGGAAGUCACCCACUUUGAAUUCAAUGCAUGGGAUCAUACCAGUGACAUCCCGAGAUCAACUAAAGAUUACCUUGAUCUUAUCAAAAGAGUGGACGCAAACUUAAGAGAAGUUUCUAACCGAGGCCCGGUUCUUGUUCAUUGUUUAGACGGGGCAGGUAAAAGUGCAUUGUUUUGUGUUGUUUCGAUUCUGAUUGAAAAGAUGGAUAUAUACCAGGAAGUCAGCGUUGUUAACACAAUAAGGAAGGUCAAGUCAAUACGGAAAUCAGCAAUCCCUACCAAGGCUCAGUUUGAAUUCUGCCACGAAUGCGUGUUGUCCUACGUGAAGUCAUUUGAAUACAGUCAAUAUGCGAAUUUCACCGCUAGAAUAUCCAGUGUAUCAGAUGCUUAAACUAAUUGAAAAAGCUAGACAACAGCUAAGCUGAGAAUGAAUAUACAAACGCUUGUCAAUGCUUGAACAUAACUAGGUUUUCCUGCCUGAACAUUGUACCAGUAUAUAGGGGGUCUGUUCUGUUGACAAGUCCAAUUGUUUGAUACACAAUGUAUUUCAAGAAGUAUUGAUUUCGCUAAACCAGAGGAAUAUGUGAGCUGUCCAUUAAGGAUUUGCUGACAACUCUUACAUAUAUGUACUAUAAACAAGUUGUCUGGGUUGAAGUUCGUUUAUCGUACAAAGUCACACAAUGUAAACAAAUCAACAUAAACUUUCAAUGAUUUAUAUUCAUGAUUUGUGUGCGAUUAUAGAUUGUUUGUAAAUUAUCAUAUUCUGUUGUAAGGUAUGGUCUUCCUUGUAAAGUGUUCUAAUCUAGAUGUAAAACUGGUAGGGAAUGUAUCAAAGCCGUGAGGGAGUACAUGCCAACAUUUACUUACGCCUUUAUCUGGACUCGAGAGUUAAGAUUUGUAUCUUUAAGUUAUUACAUUUCUUUUUGAUGAACAUGCCUUUAUUGUUACCCUGCUGAAAAUUCUAAUGAUUAAUUUAAGUCUAAAAUCUAGCCUCAUUGCUACGUCAUAUCUUUAGCAAUGAUACAAGAUGUAGAGUGAAGUUCAUACUAUGGACCCUUUUAAAUUAUCAUCUCGUAGGUGUAAAAUGCGGGUUUUUUAUGAUAGUGCUAUUUAUAUAAUGUAGGUAAUAUAGAAAAUAUAAAAUGAUUCCACAUAUCGACAGGGUUUAAAAACCGCGGCCACAUACUACAAGAUCUGCUAAAGACCGAAGAAACUAAUAAAGCAGAGAGUUUCCUAAUUAUAAUUCAAAUUAUACAAUUUCUGUUAUCAGACUUUGUUCUUCUUUUUUAUAUGCGAUGCAUAUUUUAUUGCUGUGUUCCAAAUUUAACAGUUACUUACUUCCCAUUAUGAAUAUGGAUAAGCAGAUUCAUUAUAAUACUUUGUUUCUUGUAUGCGAUCCUUUAUUAUUAACCUCAUUGUGUAAUAAAAGAGCAUGAUUUAAUUUGAAGUAUUCGGGACCUUUGUCGCAUUUUAAGUCGUAUAUCGUUAUUAAUACUACCGAAUGAUCCGUUUUAAAUCCUGGUUUAAUCAUUCUUUUCUUUACGUAAUUUAAAAUAUUAUUUGAUAUAAUGAAAUAAUCUAGACGACAGUGUGUAUGUGGUUUUGAAUUUGAAUGCCAGGUAUAUUCAAGAUGGGUGGAGUAGCCUCCGUAUAUCACCUACUUCACAAGCGUUUAUUUUGUUAUGCAAUUUAUCUCUAAACUUUUUUGUGUGUCAGUUUUGCCGUUCUUUUUGGCA
Messenger RNA from Mya arenaria, 3018 nucleotides. Its product is annotated as receptor-type tyrosine-protein phosphatase mu-like. Gene Ontology annotation, biological process: protein dephosphorylation. The transcript is spliced from 14 exons. Bases 177 to 1673 code for a protein of 498 amino acids. NCBI's taxonomy places the organism in Eukaryota, Metazoa, Mollusca, Bivalvia, Myida, Myidae. The record is from RefSeq and is a predicted model, not a curated record. Gene Ontology annotation, molecular function: protein tyrosine phosphatase activity.